UGAGUCCAUUUUCAUGUUCCCAGGAAGGACAGUUUGUACACUGCAGCGCUUGCUGCUUGACUUUCAAGUCCCUGUUUACCCAGGGCAGUGGAUUACAGGGAUGAAUGAGUACAAAGCAUAGCAGAUGUCAGAGUAACAGUCAGAUGAGCUGUCCAACAUCCUCUUUUCCUUUCCUUCUUCAAUCAGUCAAGACAAAUUCCUAAUGCUGAAGGGCAUCUUCUCAAGUUGGCCAUUAGCACAAGAAUAAUGCACUCUUAGUCUCUGUCUAGUGUAAAGCACUGUUAUUUCUAAUACUAUAUAAAACUCCGUGAGUUUGGCUGCAGAGAUGUGUGUCAACCUUCUCCUCUGUUUUUGUGUUUACGGGGGGAGGGGUCAGUGUGACUAAGUCCACAAAUCAUAGCAAACCUCAAACAAAAUCAGUGCGUUCCCAAACACAAACUAUAAACUGCCACUGAUCCGAGUUUUUAGAUCUUUUGAAGGCUUGCACAGAACCAGCCACUGUUCCUGGUUACAUGUGGGGAAGUGGGGAAGUCUUUUAUUCCAUUGUUGGAGACCUUACUUGAAAAAAAAAAAAAAAAACAGACCUGACCAAAAAAUUGAAGUAAUUCAGAAAGUCCACGGGCCGUGUAUAUUGCUCUCCUCAGACUGAGAUGCAGGAUAGGAAGCACCUACAAGCUAGUGGUGCCUAAAUGAAUUGUCAGAGUGCAGCGCCUCAUCUGUGGGGUUUCCAAAUUAAUUCUGGCAUGUAUAGUCCUUAUCCCUUCUUACAGUCCCCGAGCUUUUGGAUUUUUGGAAUGGUUCAGAUCCAUACUUUCCCUCAGCCCUUGUGAAGAGGUUAGUGCAAGACUUCUUUACCUCUUUCCCUUUGCCUUCCUCUCUGCCUCCUUUCCACUCUGAACACAGUGACAAAGACAUCAUGGAGAGUAAGAAUGUUUUGUAUGUCUUCCUUUAUCUCUUGAUAAUGGAGAUGUCUGUGAUUCGCUUUGCAUAAAAUAAUAUACGUUGGAAGGGACCUCUGGAGGUCAUCCACUCCAAUGGCUUGCUUAAAGCAGGACCAGCUUGUAUCAGUAGAUCUUCAUUGAGCUGCUGUUUUAACUUAAUGGAACCUUUAAAAAAAAAAAACACACACACAAGGUUACUGUGGCUGCCAGUGUGUGCAGGGAAACUGAAAGCCACAAACCUAUGCUCAAGUCUUUCUGUUAAGCUGCAUGUACUUAUCUCUGUUCUCUUUUAGCAAGUGGAACAAAUAUUCUUAUGGGUUAUAGACUGAAAGUUAUGCAGAGCAAAUGGAUCCUAAAGUAUUGCAGGGCUGUGAUCCCUGUAAAAAUUUUUUUCACUUCCCAUUCUGAAGUGAUUGUAUGCUUGCUUUUUAAAGACAGAGAGAAAUGGAGUUGGUUGAUUUCCUUAAAUGCUCACUGUUCUUGUAGUCUGCAAGUUGACUUUCAGUUGCAAAGAAAUAGCUCUGCUGUCUUGCACUUUCAAAUUCAUCUAGGCUGAGGUGGAAAUUUGCAGCCCCACAGCUGGCGCUGCUGUGGAGCUUAAUGAAACCCACACACCAUCCCAGAAGAGGUACUUCCGUAACAAACAGUGACUGCUCCCAGUGAUAUCCUGCAUGCUAGGGGAAAUGCAUGAGAGGGAAAAAAAUUUCUCCAAUGAAAUUAGUAAUACUGUCUGCAUUUUUAGAAGGAGGAGAUUAAUGUGCCUGCUGGGAACCUAACACUAAAGGGAUUCACAAUUAAAACUGGCCAGAACUUACUACUCUUUGUGUGGAACAUGGCUGAACGAAAGAGGAAGCCCAAGUUUUCCAAGGAAGAACUGGACAUUCUGGUCACUGAGGUGACCCGAAAUGAAGCCAUGCUGUUUGGGAGGGAGACAAUGCGUCUAUCCCAUGCUGACAGGGACAAGAUCUGGGAAGGCAUAGCCAGGCAGAUCACAUCAGUCAGCCAGGUCCCCAGGUCUGUAAAAGACAUUAAACACAGAUGGGACGACAUGAAGAGAAGGACCAAGGACAAACUGGCAUUCAUGCAGAGGUCCCUCUCGAGCCCCGGCAGCACGGGGCGGCCCUCGGCCAUCGUCCUGACCGCCCACGAGAGAGCCAUCGAGUCGACGCUGCAUUCGUCUCGCCAGAUGCACGGCUUCCGGAGAGCGGAUCUGGACGUGGUUGACAGCCCGUCAACAAGCUCUGACGAAGAUGAGGAGAUGCCAGGCACUUCUCGGGAACACUGCUUCUCAUCUCUGCAGAGGGCCGGUGCAGAAGUCAGUCAGCUCUCCGGGCCCUCCUUCCUGCGCACCUCUUCGUCAUCAGAGCACUCGGAAGCUACCAGCCAAAGGCAGGAAGUGCACCAUCCGUCCCCACGCACUCCGUCGUCCUGCAGACCUCCGCACCCACGAAUGAGGAGCCCACCUCUCUCCAGCUUUGAUCGCCAGCUUCUUCAUUCUCACACGCAGCAAACAGACCUGUUCAGGCAGUUCUGCCAGGAGCUGGUGGCUAUUCACAGAGACAUGGCAGAUAGCAUGCAUGUGAUCGGUCAGAGGAUGGCUGACCUCACCAACCAAGUUGGCCAGAUGUGCCAGACCCUUUCAGAAAUCCGUGAUGGCGUCCAGGCUUUCCAUAAGAUACAGGAUCCUAGUGCCAUGCAGGGGUCUCUUCUGCAAGCAGCUUGCUCAAAACCUGACCCUGAGCCCAGUGCAGAGUCUAACCCAAACCCCCCAAAGCAGACUCCUCCUGCACGGACUACCAGGUCACGAAAGAGAAAACACCAUUUCUAGUCCGCUUCAUAUAAAGCAAAGAAAGGUGCACCAUUUUGAGCUGCUGCAUGCUCACGUGGCAUCUACAUGUGGAUCAGUAUUAUGUGGGGAAGGUAAACAGCCACCCCACCCUGUCCACCCCCCUGCUCUCUAAUAAAACAGUAUGAAUUAUGGGAGCUGAGUAGUAGGGCUGGCCCUCUGCAAUGACAAAGAGGAAUCUCAGAUAUUAUAGAGCUUGGGAUGUAAGGCAUCUUUCUGUUCCUAGAGAUUAGGAAUUAUCACUAGUUUCCCUAUGCUUUAAAUGCUCUAGAGACUAAGAGAUGCAAUAGGAUUCAUUAUCUUGAUCUCCUUUUCAUGCCUGUGAAACAUUAUUUACUGAGACUGUGUACUGCAGAACUCCCUUUACAGUCAACCCACAAAUUUACUGUAUUACUGCUUUCCUAUCAUCACCCUGCAAAUUAGUGUAUGCACUGUGCAGAGUCUUAACUAACAGUAUCCUUGCAGCUCUAAAAAGUCUAAUUGUUCGUUGUUUUUAUCUUGGGUUCAGCAAUAGUUCAGGGCUUACUGUGACUGUUACACACAAGUUCAGGGAAAGGGAUAUAAAAGCAGAGCGUAUGCAGGGAAGGGGAGAGAGCACGAUGCUGAGAGAACUUUCUGCCAGCAGAAUGACAGGAGAAGAGAUGUGAGCACUGUGUAGCUUUAGUCUGCUGAGAAGGGGUGCUCUGGCACGUGCCUGGAUCCCUGCAGUACCACAUGCACUUAUUUUGAAGAGUUUAAUCUUUGUCUUCUUCAGUCUAUCUGAAACCCAACCUACCCUUCACAUUUGCAGUUAAAAUAUGGUUAUACAUAAUAUGGCAGAACUCGAGCAGAAUUGUGGUGUAUUAUUUUCUUGCAUGUUUUAAUUCUCAGUUUUGAACAACCUCUGCCUCCUCAAAAUGUGAGAGACUGUGCAGAAACAUGGGGAAGAUAUAGGGCCUGCUUCUGACCUCAAGAAUAAUUUUGUUUUAUGUCACUGUAACUCUGUCAACUUCAUUACAGUUACUUUGCACUUAUUCUGCAUUGUUUAGGGUGGAAUCUGUACUGUGUUCUCCUGUCGUGGAGAGUUUACAAUCUAAAUUCACAGCUAUAUAGGUUAAAACCUUGAACGUGUUGGUUUAGUACUGCUUUUUUUUUCUCUCCGUCCAGAUGCAAGGAAGAACAGUGUUGUAACAUUUUAAUUGUUUCAGUGCUGCAUGAGGAUUCCAUGUAUGAUCCCAAUUUUGAAACUAGGCUUUAAUAAUUUCACCUCAUGUGGUAGUAACAUACACGGCAGCUUUUUUUACAGUAUGUCUGUUUUCUGCUUGAUUUGCACAUCUGCACUUACCAUGCUUUCCCCAUCUCUGGAAAAAUCUGGACCAUUAUCCUGCCAUGUCUCAGCAGGGGAGAGGGCCAAGGUGUUGAUCGCACACAGCACGCCACUGCUCUCUGGGCUGUCCUGCUGUAGGCAGAGCUGCAUUGCAGAAAACCAUUCAGCCGAUCCUCAUGUCAUGUGUGGGCUACAGGCUUGGCCAAAAAGUUGUAUAAAUUUUAUCAGGAAUUGAACAUAGACAGCACAGUACAGCAGAAGGAUGGCUCACUUUACUCGCUUUUAAAGAAUCUUCUUUAAUCUGUUUGGCCUCUCCUUUAAAUGCAUGUUGUCUUCGGUUCUGUUUCGGACAGCUCGCUGUGUGACUGCAGUGUCAAACAUUCCUGAUAUGGUUUUCCUUUUUUUCUUUUUAAUUGUUCUGUAAUGCUAAUGCAAAUAAUGAUGUGGUAAAAGGCCCUUGCUCAAGGAAUUAGAGGUCUGGUAAUGAGGAAAAAACUUCUUUCUUCUGAGGAAUGACUGCUUUGGUUUCACACAGAGGAACUUCCUCUUAGUGCCAAUGCCAGCCGAGGUCAGGAUUCACUAACCUUUCUGUGAGAAUGUGAUUUUACUUCUGUUUGUAACAUUUGUAUUCUGCAGAAGUUACAAUCUGUCCUCUUCUAAAUUGGAGGGAAGAUUGGUAAAUCUGAGAGAAGUGGAUUUAAUGAUAUGAUUUACAGAGAACUGAAAAAUGAUGACAUGUUCUAAAGGCUUUUUAAGUCAAUACAGUGCUGCUGCUAUGUAUUAGAAGUAGUAUUUUACAUUUUUAUAGUAUUAGGUCCAUGCUGAUGUUCUCCUGUUGAUAUACUGAUUGGAUUAGCUGUUUUGCUGUUGUCUUGGGGAAUCCCCUCCAGGAACCCUCAGAUCCGCACAGCAGGAGACUCCUGCAGAUGCUGAGCACUGCUGGGAGCUAGGAGGACUGUUAGGAUCAUUGCUGCCAUCAGUCUGCGUGUAUAGAAGCACUUAGAGAGUGAACCCUGUUUUUCUGGCAGCAGGAUGUGCAGCCUUAAAGAGAAACUCCUCAAAUAUUGUGCUUAGGAGAAAGGACCAUGUAUUAUUAUACACUGACUGAUGUCUCCCCAAUUUUCCUCUGUGGAAUAUAACAGAUUGGCCCAAAUCUGGGGCCAGAUUUCCUGCCCUGUGUAGAUCCCUUAGUGAAGUGGCUUUUCUGUACUGGCUUGCAAAGGAUAUAUUGUCCCGUAUGCAUCAUGUUAACUGAUUACUGAAGUAAGUGGCCCAUGUCAAAGCAAACUGCUGUGCUUAGCCCCAGUAUUUUCAUGUCUUGUAUAUGCUGAAAAUUCUCUCUUUAAAAAUAUUUUUGUUAAGAUUACAAUAAAUAUAUAACACUUUUAUCACA
Molecule: messenger RNA, 5486 nt
Organism: Dromaius novaehollandiae (emu)
Lineage: Eukaryota; Metazoa; Chordata; Aves; Casuariiformes; Dromaiidae
Product: myb-related transcription factor, partner of profilin-like
Exons: 3
Coding region: 1774-2769 (331 amino acids)
Biological process (GO): regulation of transcription by RNA polymerase II
Cellular component (GO): nucleus
Molecular function (GO): DNA-binding transcription factor activity, RNA polymerase II-specific; RNA polymerase II cis-regulatory region sequence-specific DNA binding
Source: RefSeq, a predicted model, not a curated record